Molecule: messenger RNA, 1605 nt
Organism: Penicillium alfredii
Lineage: Eukaryota; Fungi; Ascomycota; Eurotiomycetes; Eurotiales; Aspergillaceae
Exons: 2
Coding region: 1-1605 (534 amino acids)
Source: RefSeq, a predicted model, not a curated record
AUGUCUCCACACCGUCAAGCGUCUCAGGGCGGGGCGCCAACUCUGCUACGGCGGGCACAAUCUGACCAGGAUCUUUCGUCGCUAGAUGGCUACGCGCUAUCUGUCCCUGGGAGCACUCAUAGUGCGACCUGGGAAAGUUGCCUCCUUAAUGAAGAUGCAAUCCUCACAGAACCGGACUAUAUAAAUGCUGGGUCUUUCUACAAUGGUCAUGACCAUGUCCAAAGUCUCGGGUAUUUGAAUAUGCCUGAUUUCCAAACCCGGACCUUUCUGGCAGAUAAUCAGGAAUGGAGCAUAACGUCCCCACAAAGCAUAACAUUUCACGAGGCCGAAGGCGCUUUACAAGAACUGGAUGCGUCGAGUGCAGGAGUCUCCUCCGGCGCGGGCAGUUACCUCCACGACAGCCCAUCCUCUGCACAGCCAUUCGCAACUCCACUCUCAACGGCACAGGGCAGUGGUAUGGAUCCAAUGCAAAGAUGGCGACAAAGCCCCCCCGAAACCGAGGCAGCAUCUUUAUCGGCCAUCUCGGAUGCUUUACGCCAACGACCCAUUCGCCCAAUCCCCAGCCCAAGCUCCGACGGGAGACCCGCGUCAACUGCCAGCCGUCAAAGCUUCGGCAGUCGUUCAUCAAGUUCGAUUGCGUCGUCCAGGUCAUCGAGAUCAGUCAGCCGCCGAAGCCCACUACCCGCGUCCCGACGAAGGAAAACGCGUAAUGAUACAGCCCAACCCGGGGAGAUUCGCAAGUUUCCUUGCACCUUUUGCUGCGAUACGUUCAAACGAAAGCACGAUUGGGCGCGCCACGAGAAGUCGCUUCAUCUGAACGUCGAUCAAUGGGCUUGUACGCCGCAUGGAGGCUCCGUUCUAUCGCCCACGACCGGAAGAGCCCAUUGUGCCUAUUGCAGUAUGCUGGAUCCCACCGAGGAGCAUCUGGAGGGUCAUAACCACAGUGCUUGUCAUGGCGAUCCACAGCCGCAUUUCUUCAGACGCAAAGACCACCUAGUACAACAUCUGCGAGGAUUUCACCAAUUGCAAACCCUGCCCAUAAUCGAGGACUGGAAGAUUGAGCCUCCGCUAGUUAGAUCGCGGUGCGGGAUCUGCAAUGAGACACUACCAUCCUGGCAGGCGCGCGCCGAUCAUCUAGCGGAUCAUUUCCGCCGCGGGGCGACAAUGAAAGACUGGAAAGGCGAUCACUGUUUCGAUCCUUCUAUCACGGCCCAGAUCAGGAAUGCGCUUCCGCCGUAUCUGCUUGUGUCGGAGGCGAGAAGUAUGGUGCCGUUCUCUGCUACCGAUCCCAGAACCCUCGAUCAUCUCUCUCAGAUAUUUCAGCGGAAUGGGCAGCAAUAUUCUACGGAUCAGCAGGUCGAGGGAAUCGAUUCGGCCAGUGGCCCGUCGUUUGAUCUCACCCCGACAUCUUAUCCCAAGUGGCUGGCUUUUCGCCUUGGACGUUUUGCGCAACAAACUAUUGCCAAUGGUAUUUUCCCUACAGAUCAAAUGUUUCAGGAUGAGUCAAGGCGGCUGGUUUAUGGAAGCGAAGAUGCGUGGGAGCAGACCAUGGCAGAUAAUGAUGAGUGGAUGAUGUCUUUUCGGAGACAGCACCUCUCGAAUUGA